Messenger RNA from Colletotrichum gloeosporioides, 390 nucleotides. RefSeq lists its product as uncharacterized. The transcript has 2 exons. The record is from RefSeq and is a predicted model, not a curated record. Lineage: Eukaryota; Fungi; Ascomycota; Sordariomycetes; Glomerellales; Glomerellaceae. The coding region runs from base 1 to 390 and encodes 129 amino acids.
AUGCUAGGCCUCAGUGGUUGGAAACCGCUCUUCUUCUAUACUGCUGCCUUCCUCAACGUAGUAAUCCUCCCCAAGCAUCUCAAGACCGGCGAGACCAAGAUCAAGGGCGCUAUCAAAGCCAUACCAUCCGAUCCCGAGUAUUCCAUUCCCAAGGCGAUUGUCAAGACAGCUUGGGACGGUUGUAACUCCUUGCUUCUCACUUUCGCCCUACUGAACCUUAAGUGGGCCAAACAUGGUGCCCCUGAGCUGAUGGAAGAGAAGCUGGCAGUUUGGAUCAAUGUGAUUAUUUCCCUGUACAUAGGCAUCCCUUACUUCCAGGUCGGCAUGAAGUUGCCUCUCUUUACCCUGUGGGGUGGUCCGGUUCUCACUACGAUGGCUAUGCUUUUGUGA